Funneliformis geosporum is the source of this 555-nucleotide messenger RNA. The record is from the annotation of a GenBank genome assembly. Lineage: Eukaryota; Fungi; Glomeromycota; Glomeromycetes; Glomerales; Glomeraceae.
AUGAGUAAAUGUCAAGCAAAAGUUGAGAAAACUGUUCCUAGGUCGAUUUGGGGAGUUACCAAAAAAAUGGAAAAUUGUCCAAAAGACGCAAAAGGUGAGGGAUUUUUUUGUGAAGUGCAUGGAUGUUUUGACUGUUCUUGUAAACCGGUGGGAAAUUGUUCGGAAUAUGAAGGGGUAAAAUUGUGCUUAGUUUGUCAAGGGAAAAGGGAAUUUAAAAAAAAAGCAGAGGAAGAGAGAAAAAAGAAGAUAAUUGAGGAAGACCGCAAAGCAUUUAGGAAGGAACAAAAAGAAGCUGAAGAAAAAGAAGCAUUUAGGAAGAAAAAAGAAGAACUUGAGGAACAAGAAAGAUUGCGAAAGGAAGCCGAGGAAGAGAGAGAGAGAGAAUUUAAAAAAUUUAGCAAUCUCCAUAACCAAGUUCAGCAAGCGAUUAAAAAAGCCCAAGCGGACCAAGAAUUACGGCAAGCAAAAACCUUGGCCGGGCAGGAAAUUAACCAAUUCCUUCAGGCUGCUCCCGGCAUUGAUUCAACUGAAUUAGGAACAAUUAACGCCAACUGA